AGAAAGUUACUCAAUACUGAAAGACACUCCUGUGUGAUGAAUUAUCUUCCAUGGUCUAAUGAUGUGAAUCAGUAAUGAUGAAUGGUUAUGGUGUUAAAAAAAUAAAAUAACUAAUAGAUUAUUGAGACCCUACAACAGAGAGAUUGAGUUUAACUGCUUUAUAUGCAUUAUAUUUUACAUAUUUUAUUUCCUAUUUUAGAUUAGUAAACCAGAUAGCUAGACAGGAAAUAAUUUUUAAAGGUGGUACUUUGUACUUGGAGAGACAGGAGUAAUUCCAGAGUUCACUGACUGCACAGCUCCUUGACUGAAGUCUGAAAACACAUUUCUGUGAUUUAUUAGCAUAACUAUACACCUAGAGCUGCCAUCACUGCCUUUGAAAACAUAGAACUUUCUAGAAGCUUGUGACAAAUGUGUGCUUUCAUAAAUGAUCUACCCUUUUAUUUAUCAUUUUAUGAUUUCAUAUCUUUGCCACUAAAUCAGUUGUCACUUUCUGAUGUUAAGUCCGCUUUUAAAAAAUGCUUUGUUUCUUUCUGUUUUCACCAUUGUUCCUGCUUUGGGUAAUUUUAGUGUGUCAUGUAACAUUUUGCAACAUAUAAAAUAUUUCUUCUAAAAUUUAACGAUUCUCACGACUCCAUAGAUGUUCAAAAUAAAAUAUUGCUUUGAUAGCAAUAUUUUAGUAAAGGUAUCUAAAUCAAAGGCAUUUGCAACAGGAAAUUCCAAUAUAUGCUAAAAAUAAUAUUCUCCCGUCUAGAGCAUUUAAUUUUUAACCAAUAAUGGCUUUAACAUUGUCAAAAAAUGGUGCAACACUUUUGUUUCUCAUACAACAUUUUAAUUUUAACCUGAAUAUUCUAAUACUGUUGAAAUAUGUCUGUGGAAACUCCUUACAUUCACGAGGACAGUAUUAUUCAUGAAUUCCUUUCUUCACUAAUUUAGUGCCUUACAUGUUUUCCAAUCAGUAUUAUUACGCUAUUAUUGUAAAAAAAAAAACAUUUAUGCUAUCAUGAAACACUUAUUUCAAGCUCUGUGGAAGUUAGUACCAGAUUUUACAUUAUUCAACUGCAAAUGAGGAGUAUCCCUCACCCUGCACCCCACACGGUGUCACUGUACUAGCAAUGUCGUCAGCACAUGACACACACUCUUGGUCAAGAUCUUCAGGGCAGUUUCAUCCACAUUGUAGCUGACACUACUCAGGUGCAGACAUGAACAACCAAGGCGUGACUUAUGCGGAACUCCAUCAUGCUAAGGGCUCAAAAAGACAGCAAGUGAAACCUAAGGGCACGAAAAGUUCCAUUCCAGUAACUGAGGAGGAGAUAACCUAUGCAGAAUUGAAUCUUCAAAAUGCUUCUCGGGCCCUUCAAGGGAAUGGCAAGAACUCUCCCUGCAAAGAGAAGCUCAUUGCCGGUAUCUUGGGAAUCCUCUGCCUCGUCUUGAUGUCCACUGUGGUAACAAUAGCUGUUAUUCCCUCUACUGAAGGACCAGAGCAGAACAAAACAUCCCUGGAAACAAUGAUCCAGAAAGCGUGUGUCUGUUGUCAUUGUCUGAAAGAGUGGUUUACGUAUUCCAACAAUUGCUAUUACAUUAGCACUGAGGGAAAAUCGUGGAAUGAGAGUUUGACGACCUGUGCUUCUAAGAACUCUAACCUGCUCUACUAUGAUGAUGAAGAGGACAAGUUUUUGUUGAAUUUACUCUCUAUUACACCAUGGAUUAGAGGCUCCCAGAGAAGCCAUCAUAGUUCAUCUGUGCAGCCAAAAGCCUUAACAUUUUCUUCCGAAGUGUUGUCAGUAUCUUCAGAGGUUGACAAGAAUUGUCCAUAUAUCGAUUUUGAUACAAAAAAAAUUUAUUUUGAACGGUGCUCAGUAAGAAGACGAUAUGUUUGUAAGCACCGGGCAUUUUAGUUACCUCAUUUUGGUAUAAUGCUGUUUCACCAUUGAUAAGGAUCCAUCACUCAUUACUUCAACGGUCAUACAAUUGUUUUCGUUGCACAUUUUGAAGAUAAUGUAUUUUAGUGUAAUUUUAGAUUCACAACAAAACUAAGAGGAAGUUCCAGAGAACCCUCUAUUGCCCCUGUCUGCACACGUGCAUGGGGUUUUCCAUUAUCACCAUCAUUCACUAGAACGUUUCAUUUUUUAUCAACGAUGUAUCUGUAUCAAUGGAUAUAUAUCACCCAAAGUCCAACGUGUACCUGAGGCUUCAUUCUUUGUGGUAUAGAACUGUUUCUCAAAUUUAAUUAUAUUAAUGUAAAAAAUAUAUACUGAGGUAUAUAUUAUUUGUUUCUUAUGCUUUUGCUAUUUAGUAACAUUAAUUAUAUGUAUAUGUCUGUGUAUAUAUAUAUAUAUAUAUAUAUUACAAAUCAUGAUAUUAUUGUAAAAAUUCUCAACAAAGUGAAUAAUUCCAAUUGUAUUUCCAAGGUAAUUAAUUUGUCCUAACCCUUAAAGGACCUCAAAUGAGGAUUGAACCACCCAGGGUGACAAGGUUAUCAGUCUGAAAUGAGUCAGGAGACAGAAACAAGGGGACACUUGAAGUAAACAUUUAUCUACUUAUAAGAGAAAGCUUACUAAGAGGAAAGGAUAGUAGCUAAAGAAAAUUACAAAGAAUAUCAUAGAAUUAAAGGAUAGAUACUGAAGCCAGAUCUACUCUCUGAAGAUGGGAUUCAGAUGUCAUUGAAGACGAUGUGGCUACACACAGCUUCACAGCUGACAGGCUCACUGGAUUGGCCUGGUACAGAUCAGCUCCACACUCCACGGGCUGAACUUGGUGAGGAAGGAUCUCAGGCUGUGACUGGCAAACAGGAAGAGCUCCCUGUCAGAGCGCCAGGAGGAAAGACCAGAAGACAGGAAACUGACAGAUUACCUACAAGAACUUGCUGGAGGACGAAAACACGUGACUUCCUGCAAGACUGCAACUGGCAACCAAGCCAUGGCAGUCAAAGGAGAGAAAACACCAUGAAGCCAGGAAGAAGAGCCCUUUCUGCUGCACUGGCUCUCCAUUGUCUUUUACUGACCAAAGUCAACUUCAUGUGAGAUGACAAGAGAGAAAAUGGAUAGGAUCUUCCACUGUUAUCUGAGAACAGGGCACUGAGGGUGGAUUUGGAGCUGAGAGUACUAAAUGAACGGCCCCUCGAGGUUAUCAUAGAACAACCCCAGGGUUGCUGUAUAAGAACCAUUCAGAUCGUCCCACUUCCUCCGAUGAUGGAACCAAAGUGUACUCUCCAAAUCUCUCUUGGUACCACACUAUCAAAGGUUAAACUCAUUUUGAGGUAGAGAUUGUUUUCUAGUUGGAUAAUAACCGGUGUCUUAUUUGUUGUUUUCCUUACAUGGGCUCAAAUACUUUGGAAAAGAUUUGUUUUUUUUUAAUGUAUUCAUGCACACAGCUCUGUCAGUCUUUACAACCAUGCUAAAAAAUACUUUGAGGCAAAAAAAAUGAAAUGUUAAUAAUAGAGAAAACAAAAAAUUAAAAUCUACCGAAAUUAGUGUGGGUCAAAUGUUUAGUUAUUGCCAGAAUUCAAGACAAACUUGAGUAAUUUGAUAAUGAUUCAGAGAUAUUUCUACCCUAAUUCAAUUAUAAGAGGGAAAGAAAUUAAACUCUAUUAUUAUAUGCAAAUCAAAUUCAUAUAUCACAUACAUUUAUAUCUGUGAUGAUAGACAUAUUCUUUAUAUUCUCUGUCCAUAAUCCUCAUAGUCUUCUAGAAAAAUUAUAUGAAUAAUCAAAAUGAAUUGAAUACAGUUGUUAAUGGGAACUGUAACUAAUUACUAAAGUUGUGUUUCAUAGUGCCCAAGUUUGCAAUGACAUUGAAAAUUACACAUUAAUUUUUCAUUUACCUGUUUGUGGUUUGGCUAUGUUAUAAUUGCUCAAGGCUGGACUUGACUCCAGACUACUUGUUAUAGCUGAUCAAGGCUGGACCUUACUCCAGACUGCAUACAUGUUCAGCUCAGAUCCCUGUAUAGAUUUCAUUUUGAGAAGACCGGGCUGCCUGGUCUAUGAUUUUAUAGCAGAGAUCACAGCUAGCAGAAUUGUGUCUCUUAGUGCCUGGUCUCUGAAGUCAUGAGGAAUCACAUUCCCACUCACAUUACAUUGUGAAAACAAGUGACAACAUCCUUACAUUAUAUUGUGAAAACAAGUCACAUGGGCCAACUUCUCGCGGUUGUCUGUACAGUAUACUAUUUUCAACGUUGUCAGAGGGAAGAAAUGUAGAUUCACUGAAAAUAAUCUAAUCUACCAUUAUAGCCAUAGGAUUUUUUUUUUAUUAUAUUGCUUGAUUUAGAUAAGUUUGUAAAGGAAAAUAUGUAUAGUUUCUAAAAGAUAUGUUUGCAAAAGUGAAGGAUUGGGAAACGGAUUAAAAAUUUAGUACUUCCUUAACUUCCCAACUGGGUCUUUUCUUCUGUGCUGAAAAUCCUCAUAAAGCAGUUUUCUACAGUGACAGACAUAAUGCUAUAGGUGCUUUAACCAUGGUCCUUGAUCAACUUACAAAUAAGCUAUAAGCAUAAAGGUGUAAAGUAAGGACAUUGGCAGUGAACGCAGUCACUUCAUGAAAUUUCUAAGUGCACACUUGUAGUCCUGGGGCUCAGUUAUGUAACUGCUCUGGCUCAGUUUCCUCUGCUAGAAAUUAUGGAAGAAAUCGUAUCUUAUUCAGAGUUACUUGAAGAGUAUUUGAACAGUACCUCUUGGCCCAUGAGUGUUCACUAGAUCUGAGUUGUUUUGACUUAAGGGCUUGAUGCUUUUGUGCCAUCACCUGUGACAUGAUGACCUUAAUUGUAACAACUUAUGUAGGAAUAAAUAAAAAUAAACAAUAUGAUGCCUAUAGAUCCUUGAAAUAAAGCCUAAGUACAUUAA
Felis catus (domestic cat) is the source of this 4830-nucleotide messenger RNA. RefSeq names its product NKG2-A/NKG2-B type II integral membrane protein-like. Gene Ontology annotation, biological process: stimulatory C-type lectin receptor signaling pathway; positive regulation of natural killer cell mediated cytotoxicity. The coding region runs from base 1200 to 1895 and encodes 231 amino acids. The transcript has 6 exons. NCBI's taxonomy places the organism in Eukaryota, Metazoa, Chordata, Mammalia, Carnivora, Felidae. The record is from RefSeq and is a predicted model, not a curated record.